Messenger RNA from Protopterus annectens (West African lungfish), 1092 nucleotides. RefSeq names its product sericin-2-like. NCBI's taxonomy places the organism in Eukaryota, Metazoa, Chordata, Ceratodontiformes, Protopteridae. The coding region runs from base 1 to 1092 and encodes 363 amino acids. The record is from RefSeq and is a predicted model, not a curated record. The transcript has a single exon.
AUGAUACAGGAUCUAGCAGAGUUUGAGAGAUUUAACACAAAUGAUACAGGAUCUGACAGUAUAGGGAAUAGCAACACAAAUGAUACAGGAUCUGGCAGUGUAGGAGAGAGUAACACAAAUGAUACAGGAUCUAGUAGAGUAGGGGAGAGUAACACAAAUGAUACAGGAUCUGACAGUAUAGGGAAUAGCAACACAAAUGAUACAGGAUCUGGCAGUGUAGGAGAGAGUAACACAAAUGAUACAGGAUCUAGCAGAGUAGGGGAGAGUAACACAAAUGAUACAGGAUCUGACAGUAUAGGGAAUAGUAACACAAAUGAUACAGGAUCUGGCAGUGUAGGAGAGAGUAACACAAAUGAUACAGGAUCUAGCAGAGUAGGGGAGAGUAACACAAAUGAUACAGGAUCUGACAGUAUAGGGAAUAGUAACACAAAUGAUACAGGAUCUGGCAGUGUAGGAGAGAGUAACACAAAUGAUACAGGAUCUAGUAGAGUAGGGGAGAGUAACACAAAUGAUACAGGAUCUGACAGUAUAGGGAAUAGCAACACAAAUGAUACAGGAUCUGGCAGUGUAGGAGAGAGUAACACAAAUGAUACAGGAUCUAGCAGAGUAGGGGAGAGUAACACAAAUGAUACAGGAUCUGACAGUAUAGGGAAUAGUAACACAAAUGAUACAGGAUCUGGCAGUGUAGGAGAGAGUAACACAAAUGAUACAGGAUCUAGCAGAGUAGGGGAGAGUAACACAAAUGAUACAGGAUCUGACAGUAUAGGGAAUAGCAACACAAAUGAUACAGGAUCUGGCAGUGUAGGAGAGAGUAACACAAAUGAUACAGGAUCUAGCAGAGUAGGGGAGAGUAACACAAAUGAUACAGGAUCUGACAGUAUAGGGAAUAGUAACACAAAUUAUACAGGAUCUGGCAGUGUAGGAGAGAGCAGCACAAAUGAUACAGGAUCUAGCAGAGUAGGGGAGAGUAACACAAAUGAUACAGGAUGUGGCAGUGUAGGGGAGAGUAACACAAAUGAUACAAGAUCUGGCAGUGUAGGGGAGAGUAACACAAAAUAUACAGGAUCUGUGCCACAAAACUACUGGAGAUAA